Molecule: messenger RNA, 312 nt
Organism: Spirodela intermedia
Lineage: Eukaryota; Viridiplantae; Streptophyta; Magnoliopsida; Alismatales; Araceae
Source: the annotation of a GenBank genome assembly
AUGGGGCUGCUGUCUUGGUGGAGAGGGAAGGAGCCGCCGCCGGCAACGACCGGAGGCAAGGUCGCCGGUGCGAAGGCGGAGGCGCCGGCGGCGAGGAGCGCGGGGGCGGAGGCCACUGGGAUGAACGGGGCGGAGGAAGUGGUCCGCCGGCCGUCGGAGGUGACGGUGUUCGAGUUCGGAUCGGCGGCGGCGUCCGGCGACCGGGUGACUCUGGCAGGAUAUUGCCCCCUGUCGGAGGAGCUCGAGCCGUGCCGCUGGGAGAUUCUGCCGGCCUCCGGAGCCGACGCCCCCCAGUUCCGGGUGGUCUUCUGA